AUGUCAUUCACACCACUGGCCACCAGAGGGCGCCAAUGCUCGCCGUUCACAGGAAGCACUGGAGGCGUACGGCGGCUGCCAGCAGUGGGUCUCCCGCACCAACCUGACGGUCAGGAGGGACAUGCUGGAGGGGAUGGCCCGGUGCUGCGCCCAGCUGGGCCACAGGCGCAGCGCGCUGGACUUCGCCAACUCGCAGCUCUCUGCAACGCACAAACUGACCUGAAGGGGGCGACAUCCCAGUCGUCAAACUUCACUGAAGAUGAUGGUAGUGAAGCUGGUUUGGUACACGUCUCUGGCAGAGCCAUGGAUGGGAACGUACAGACCUGUUCUCACACACAAGAACAGAUGAACUCCUGGUGGAGAAUCGACCUGCUGGGCGUCUACACAAUACAUUACAUCACUAUCUUUCAAGCUACAUUUAAAUAUACGAAUAUAACCGGUGCCCAGAUUCACAUCGGGAACUCUCGGAAGGACAACGGCGCCGCCAACGCCCUGUGUAAGCGCAUCGGAAUCUUCCCGUAUGAUAAGCAUCAACGAUUCGAUUGCGAUACGGGUUUGUCAGGGCGCUACGUCACCGUGUCCUUCCCGGGAAAACACUUCCUCCCUCUGUGUGAAGUGAAGAUCUACGGCACGAUAAAAGCAUCAUCCUUUAUGUUGAUCGCGGAGAACAAGACGUGGGAAGCUGCGCUGAACUACUGCCGGGACCACGACAUGCACCUGGCUUCCAUUGUCGACGAGGAGACCCAUUCCUGGGCCGAGUUGAAGGCCGUCAACCUCUCCCUUCGUGUGGCUGGGCCUUCGAUACACCUGCACCCUCGAGUUCUGGUUCUGGGUCGAGGAUCGUCACGUAAAUUUCACUCGCUGGGAUCCGAACAAUAAGAUGGACGAUUGUGACAUGAGUGGUGCCAUGGAGAACCAAGGGAACCAUUUGUGGUCCAGCAAACCGGCCACCAGUGCAGUUAAUUUCAUAUGCACAAUGAAAUCAAGUUUUUCUCGGCGUCACUAGUGGAAAGGUGACAAGUUCUGCUCUAAUAUGCGGCACAGGUGAUGGGUUCAGGCCCAGUGCAGUGCCACUUUGCCUUGAAGCCUAAUGGCUUACAAUAAAACCAAUAUUACCUGU
Molecule: messenger RNA, 1120 nt
Organism: Pseudoliparis swirei
Lineage: Eukaryota; Metazoa; Chordata; Actinopteri; Perciformes; Liparidae
Exons: 4
Coding region: 1-879 (292 amino acids)
Source: RefSeq, a predicted model, not a curated record